UCAAUUCUCAAUGCAAAAAUAAAAAACUAGGAAGAUAAACCAUUACACAAAUCCCCAUUUCUCCAUUUCAAAUUCCCUUGUCUAUAUAAAGAAAAUCAAGAACCAUAGUAUCAAACAAAAUGGAAGCAGAAAAGCGGAUCAGAAAGCCAAAAGGCAAAGGCAAGGUGGUAGUAGAAGAUGCUCAGAAAAAGGCCAGUAAUAAAAGGAAAGCUCCUGUCAGGAAAUCUACCAAGGCGGGACUACAAUUUCCUGUCGGAAGGAUUGCAAGGUUUUUAAAGAGAGGUCGUUACGCUUCAAGAAUCCGAAUCGUUGCUGCUGUUUACAUGGCUGCAGUUCUUGAAUAUUUGGCGGCCGAGGUGUUGGAGUUGGCUGGCAAUGCUGCGGCCGAUAACAAGAAAGCUAGAAUUACUCCAAGACACAUCCUGCUUGCUGUUCACAGCGACGAAGAGCUUUGUGGCUUGAUGGGUAAUAAUGCCAUUAUUCCUGGCAGUGGUGUCAUGCCUCAUAUUAAUCAGGCUCUGUUGCCUAACAAGACUCUUGAUCAACCCAACAAUUCCUGAACCAUAUGUGUCAACUUUAUUAUUCAUAAUAUUGGCGACUAGUAUAUAAUAAUAUUGGGACGUUUUAAAUAUUUGGGCAGUACUGGAGUUUUUAAAAUUCAAAAUUCUGCUGGCUAUCAGUAUUUGAUGAGAGAAUUUUAAGUGAAAUAUUUUAGUUUAUGGCUAAUUGAAAAGUAUAUUAUGAAC
Mercurialis annua (annual mercury) is the source of this 746-nucleotide messenger RNA. RefSeq lists its product as uncharacterized. Bases 120 to 560 code for a protein of 146 amino acids. The record is from RefSeq and is a predicted model, not a curated record. Gene Ontology annotation, molecular function: protein heterodimerization activity; structural constituent of chromatin; DNA binding. Gene Ontology annotation, cellular component: nucleosome. Lineage: Eukaryota; Viridiplantae; Streptophyta; Magnoliopsida; Malpighiales; Euphorbiaceae. The transcript has a single exon.